Molecule: messenger RNA, 1470 nt
Organism: Aureobasidium melanogenum CBS 110374
Lineage: Eukaryota; Fungi; Ascomycota; Dothideomycetes; Dothideales; Saccotheciaceae
Product: FAD-binding domain-containing protein
Exons: 3
Coding region: 1-1470 (489 amino acids)
Molecular function (GO): oxidoreductase activity; FAD binding
Source: RefSeq, a predicted model, not a curated record
AUGAGGAAUCAGGUCAUACCGAACGCGUUCAACUCUACGAGCGUUCGCUUUGCCGAUCGGGGCUCGCGUAGCAUAUUUGACCUGGCGCCUAAAGCUUCACUGUCCGGAGCUUCAGCAUGUAUCCAACUCAUCACUACUCUUGGAGCUGCUAAGAUCCGUGGGCCUCAUACCGUACCUUACGUUUCCUCCCAAAAAGAUUAUUGGAAUGCAAAACAGAGCUCAUAUGACCCCUCGUGUGUGGUCUACCCCAAGUCUGCACAGGAUGUGUCGACGACCCUGAAGAUCAUCAAGACUGCUGGAUCACGAUUUGCCAUCAAAGCUGGCGGUCACAACCCGAAUACUUUCUUCUCUUCUGUCGAGAGUGGGGUGCUGAUUGACUUGAACUCCAUGACUCAAAAGUCAUAUGACUCGAACACCACUCUUGGAACCUACCAACCAGGAGGCACAUUUGGCGACAUUUAUGACUACUUUCAGCAGUUCGGUAGAACCGUAGUCGGAGCUCGUCUUGCAGGAGUUGGUACAGGUCUUGCUCUAGGCGGUGGCUUGAGCUAUCUCUCCGGACAAUACGGUCUGGCUUGCGACUCGUUCCGCGAGCUCGAGGUCGUUCUACCCAACGGUACCAUUGUGACGGCCUCGCCCACAGAGAACGAAGAUCUAUUCUUUGCGGAUCGUGGCGGCGGUGGUAAUGCCUAUGGUGUUGUCACGAAAUACACUGUCCAGACAAGGCCGUCAGGUACAUUCUACGCUGGUAAUCUAAUAUACCUGUUCAAACAAACAGCGAAUGUUCUUGAAGCCAUUCAAAACUUCAUGAAAUACAACACCGACCCAAAAGCAGCUAUCAUCGGCACCUACGAGAAACUCUUCACUCCAGCCGUUGGCGAUCUUAAUUUGGAUGAAGCAGUCAUUAUGUUUCUUGUCUACGACGGGCCUGAUCCCGGGGAUGCUUUUGCCAACUUCACCGCGCUACCUCAUCUGGUGAAUACUUUGGGCCCCAAGACUUAUCCGGAAGUGGUGAACAUGCCUAUUCCGAUGUCGACAGAACUCAGUCGGGGCGACAACAUCUUUCGAGUGCAAGUCCAUCGACUUGACGACGACUCCUACCAAAAAGCCUUCGAAGCAUGGGAGAACUGGUGCGCACCAGUACCAAAGAGUUUGACGGAUGCAUCUAAUUCUCAAAAUGGCGGGAACGCCAUGCAGAUGCCUGAUGGACCAUGGUUCUGGCUCAACUUCUUGCUCUCGACCCCUCCAGGCAUCUCAAAGACCGCUUACAAUCGGAUUCAGCAAAGCUUCCGAGACAUGGUGAACUCGGUUCCCAAUGCUGAAGGGCUACCACUCUUCAUCAAUGAUGCAAGCUUUGAUCAGAAUCCGUUGCAGACUUUCACCACCUACUCUCGUCUACAGGAUAUCAAACGAAAGUACGAUCCUGAUGGUUUCUUUGAGAACUACACGGGCGGUUGGUCGUUUACCUAA